AUGGCUGCUGCGACUGCUAUAAAACCUGGUCCGAUUGAAAAUCGGACAACACUUUUUCGAACACAAAUGGUCAAUGGAAAGCCGCAGAUAUAUUUUGAAGAAAUUGGUUCGUUAGCUGAGAUGCUUGUUUCUUUUCCUUUAUCAUCGAUGUAUUUGUUAGAUGAGCCUCAAGAGAAACCACAAACCAAAACAAAACGGAAUAGUCGUGCGGUAAAUACUAUACGUGUUCCAGAACAGCCUAAACCGAAACAAACUGUUCAAAAACCUGCUCCUAUUUCACAGAGCGUUCCUACCAAACAACCGAAGAAAACGCAUAAAAUUGUUGUUAACGAUAAAGAUGCCUCUGUCGGUGUUUUCAUGACUAUGGAAGAAAUAGCUGAACUUGUCAAAGCUGUGAAAGACACUUCCAGAGCUUCCGAAAACCAAGAGAUACUACUACCACCGCCAUUGCCACCGCAACCCCAACCCCAACCGGUUCUAUCGCAACCAGAUCUGCUACCAUCGCCGCCUCAGCAACAACAACAACAACAACAACAAUCGAAUAAUGCUCCUGUUCCUCCAUUAGAUUUACCACCACAUUCAAACACAGUAUUACCCCUCGGCCAAAUCUCACCUCGCGACGAAGGCCUAGGAAUGAUGGCUGACAAGAAACGUAAGAAAUGGAUGCGAGAACGAGCGGAAAUGGAUCGAAUGAGACUUGAAGUAGAAUAUGAUCAAUUAAAACAUCAGUUAUCUUCUAUGAAUCAAAAUACUUCUACGUCGCCUGAACGUAUAGUAUAUCCGUCGGAUUUCUCAUCAACCAAUAAACAGACAAUAAUGCCAACUGGAAAACCUGCAGAUAAUCCGACAAAUGACUAUGCCAGAACAGGUUUAGUGGAAAAGAAACAACAACAAUGGCGACAAGAAAAUGCGGAGAAAGCUCCUGCGUGGAAUCCAUUUGGACGUCCAGGUGCUGGUGCUCCGAAUCUCAACGAAGUUGACCAGAGAAUCUCUCAAUUACCCACAAAUGUUGUUGUGCCAUAUCGUGUACCUGAUCCUCCAUCAGUAACAUCAAAUAUCGUUAUCAAUGAUCAAUCACGUGUGCCUGCUGCUAUGCGAACAAAUCUUUUACUUGGCGAUGUUCGAUUUGAAGACGAUGUCAAAGUUGCAAAAGAAAUAGAACGACGGCAAUGGUUAGGUGAUCUCCAAAAACAAAUCGAAGAAAACAAACGGAAGAAAUUCACAGAACAAGAAACAGAACGUCGGCAAGACUUUCUCCAUGAAAAUGUUCAGCCUAUUGUGCAAGAAGCAGCCAAUCGUCAUAAUCAGCACCAACAGCCAAAAGAUUCAUCGCCUACUCCAUUCACUAAUACGUCAACAGCAAAUCCUAAUCCACAAGAAUCAAGCAAAUCUCGACAGCAUGAUACAUUGGUUCAACAAACCUAUGAGAAAAUAGUCGAAGCAGCUGAAUUGGCUAAGUACGAGAAGAAACAACAACUGAUUGAGAAGUUAAAACGAAAUGGACAUAAAACAGAUCUGUUAGCAAAAACACUACCAGAAAUGAAAACACCGAUUCCACAACCAACUCAACGAACCACAGAUAGAUAUCAGGACGCUUCACCUAAGAGAACAACAACAACAGCAGCAGCAGCAAAAGUGGAACCAUUGCAUUUGAACACAGUUAAUGAUUAUCAACAAUCAUAUCGAACUAACGAUGCACGACGAGAUGAAGCUGUUAAUACUAUAGACUCCACAUUUCGAAGUGACAAUGGUGUACAAACUGAUCUUCGAAUGAUUCCUCAAAAUCAAAUGUUUCAUUACACACGCGAAGAAUCAGAUCUUCCUCCACAAGUUCCCAACCAUCUUAUUCGCGAAGGCAAACAAACGAAGAAAAACGUUCGUAUUCGUUCCCAAGAGGAUCAUCAACGUCAACGACGUUCAUCUGUUACAACCACACAUUCGAAAGCUAACUCUCAGGAUGAAAAUACCUACCGAAAUCCAUACGGUCCACAUGAUCUUGUUCAUCGACCUCUAUGGAAUUAUCAGAAUCCUGGCCAUCGUGAAUACGUCCCGAACUCGAAACGUGACCCAAAUUAUGAAAAACGUCACCACCCGAAACAGGCAGGCAAUGAAAGAACUACAAUCGAUCGCAACGAUGAUAUACAAAAGCGAACAGCGUAUAAUCGAUGGAAUAGUGAUAGCGAAUUGCAACAUAAACGAAAAGAAUCAAAAGCGCCGAGUCAGAAUCAACCACGUUCGAUUAUUUCCAAACAUAUUCAAUCUCAUUCACAACAACAAGAACCAGCAAACAUACCGAGAGGAACGAAUAAAGAAAAAACAUUUGCUUUGAUGAAUAAUGAAGAUGACUCAAGCUUUCGUAAUAUACCGACAUUAGACAAAUAUGAGCAUUUUAUACCAUAUACGAGAUCAGAUGAAAUUCUUGAUCCAGCUCGAGCAUUUUCACCUCUUCCACAAUCACGAGAAUCUUCAGCUCAUGUCCAACGUUCCAAACCUACGACAUACACUAAUGAUGAUCAUCAUCAUCAUCGACGACCCAAUGUAAAUGUGCAACAACCGCCUUACCACGUGCCUCCAUCUCAACAGCAGCAUAUUCUCCAACAAUUAACAGCAAUCAAAGAAAACUUAGUUCGACGGCAACAAGAAGUUGCUACAUCCAUGAAUGCCAUUCCAGUUUAA
This is a messenger RNA of Adineta ricciae, 2676 nucleotides long. The record is from the annotation of a GenBank genome assembly. NCBI's taxonomy places the organism in Eukaryota, Metazoa, Rotifera, Eurotatoria, Adinetida, Adinetidae.